ACUUAAUAUAUGAGCUAACCUAACAUGCCCCCAGCAAUCAUCACUCGCUCAGACUCUCCUUCUCUUCCUACGUAUCAUCAUGCCUUCUCCACAGUCCAGCGCCUCCUCCCUCUCCACCAUCCCAACCGAGCAUCCCAGCUUCGAGCCCGUCCGCAGCAGCAGCAGCGGCGGCCUCCGCCCAACGCAGAGCCAUGUGGCCAUCUCGCGCAUCGAGUCCCUCCGACUGACCCAUGAAUCGACGGUUGGCUCGCGCGUGGGCAGCACCCGCACGCCGCGCGAACAAUGGCUCCCCAUGGGCGGGGGCAAGGAGUUUCCCCCCGAUCUGCCCGAUCCGGAUCGAUAUGUGGUCGAGUUUCUCGACGAAAAGGACCCGAUGCAUCCGCAUAAUUGGUCGACAGCGACCAAGAUCCUCCUCUCUGCCAUCCUCGCCUACGUGACCUUCGUCGCCUCGUUCGCGUCCGCCAUCUUCUCGUCGACCAUCAUCUCGAUCAGCGGCCAAUUCCACAUCAGCACCGAAGUGGCCACUCUGGGCGUGACCCUCUACGUCCUGGGUUUCGCGGCCGGCCCGACCCUGUGGGCACCGCUGUCCGAGCUCUACGGCCGUCGCUGGCCCAUCACCGCCGGGAUUUUCGGAUACAGCGUCUUCACGAUCGGCACGGCCACGGCCAAGGACGUGCAGACCAUCAUGCUCACCCGCUUCUUCGCGGGCCUGUUCGCCGCGAGCCCGCUGGCCAUUGUGCCGGCCGCCUUCGCCGACAUCUACAACAACCGUUCUCGGGGGGUGGCGAUCGCCAUGUUCGCCAUGGCGGUCUUCGUCGGGCCCUUCGCCUCGCCCUUUACGGGCGGCUUUAUUACCAUGAGCUAUCUGCGGUGGCGGUGGACCAUGUACAUUGCCAGUAUCAUGGGCUUUGCCGGGUUCACCCUUCUCCUGCUCUUCUACCGCGAGACGUACGCGCCCGCGCUCCUGCAGCACAAGGCCUCCAUCGUACGCCGGCAGACGCGGAACUGGGGCAUCCAUGCCAAGCAGGAUGAGGUGGAGAUCGAUCUGCGCGAGCUGAUCACGGUCAACUUUAGCCGCCCGUUUCGGAUGCUCUUUACCGAGCCGAUCGUCUUUUUGGUCACUUUGUACAUGUCCUUCAUUUACGGAUUGAUGUAUGCGCUACUGGCGGCGUACCCGGUGGUAUUCCAGGAAAUUCAUGGGAUGAAUCUGGGGGUGGGCAGUUUGCCGUUCAUCGGCUUGAUCAUUGGCGAAUUUGCCGGAGGGGCGUACGUGUUAAUGAGUCAGGGGAGCUACACGAAGAAGCUGAUUGCCAACGGAGACGUGCCGGUGCCGGAGUGGAGGCUUCCGCCGGCCAUUGUGGGGGGUGCGGCGUUUACAAUCGGGUUGUUUUGGUACGGCUGGACGGGCUGGACUCAGUCUAUCCACUGGAUGGCCCCAACGGCAUCGGGGGUGUUCACCGGGUUUGGAAUCUACUGCAUCUUCUUGCAGUGCUUCAACUACCUCAUCGACUCUUAUCUGCAAUUUGCGGCCUCGGUCUUCGCCGCCAACACGAUCCUGCGGUCCGCGGUGGGCGCAUGUUUCCCACUGUUCGCCAAACAGAUGUUCGUCAACCUGGGGGUGCAAUGGGCGGGGACUCUGCUGGGAUGCUUGGCUGCGAUCAUGAUUCCGAUCCCCUUGGGAUUCAUCCUGUAUGGGCCAGCGUUGCGACGCAAGAGCAAGUUUGCGCCCGCCCCCGUAGUCUUCCAGGAGAAAGCUUGUUGAUAAGCACACGUGAAAAAGUUCCGUAAUCGCAGUCUUCCGGUGGGCGCCAAGACUGGCCGCGGUUUUUCCGCCGGGUAGCGAAGUGAGGCUAACCGAUAGCAAUCA
Aspergillus saccharolyticus JOP 1030-1 is the source of this 1867-nucleotide messenger RNA. Its product is annotated as MFS transporter. Gene Ontology annotation, biological process: transmembrane transport. The record is from RefSeq and is a predicted model, not a curated record. The coding region runs from base 80 to 1762 and encodes 560 amino acids. The transcript has 4 exons. Gene Ontology annotation, molecular function: transmembrane transporter activity. NCBI's taxonomy places the organism in Eukaryota, Fungi, Ascomycota, Eurotiomycetes, Eurotiales, Aspergillaceae.